Messenger RNA from Vanderwaltozyma polyspora DSM 70294, 861 nucleotides. RefSeq names its product Ale2p (gene ALE2). The transcript has a single exon. The record is from RefSeq and is a predicted model, not a curated record. Gene Ontology annotation, cellular component: membrane; endoplasmic reticulum. Gene Ontology annotation, biological process: lipid homeostasis. Lineage: Eukaryota; Fungi; Ascomycota; Saccharomycetes; Saccharomycetales; Saccharomycetaceae. The coding region runs from base 1 to 861 and encodes 286 amino acids.
AUGUUGGAUUACAUUACUAACGCUUUGGUCACUUGGCCUGCCCCAGGAUUUUUCGAAUCUAAGCUACUACCGUUCUUGCAUGAAAAGAACAUUAUCAGAUCAGAAUCUAUUGCUGAAAACUUACAUUCUGUAGUUUACGUUGCAUUUUUCUAUCAUGCUUGGUUUCUAUUUGGUAAAUAUGUAAUGUUUCCUCCAUUUGCUGGCCAUGUUACUGAUAAGAGGAAAAGAAGAAAUUUGAUUAAUCAAAGUGCAGUUCAUUUGGUUUCAUUCGUCCAAGCAAUUGUAAUUUUAUAUUUAUCUAUAAGAUUAAUGUUAGAUGAAGAAAAUUAUAUCUCUGUUUAUCAAGAUUCUGUUUCUCGUGUAUUUACAGAAACUAGAGGUACCCAGAUUAUUUGUAUUUAUGCCAUAGGUUACUUCACUUGGGAUAUCUAUAUAUCUACUUUUUACUCAACUUUACCAUUCGUAUUGCAUGGUGUCAUAUCUACUGUCGUUUACACAAUUGGUUUAAAACCUUACAUCCAAUACUAUGCUCCUGUUUUCUUGAUUUUUGAGUUAUCAAAUCCAGGUUUAAACAUCAGAUGGUUCUUAAUGAAAUACGCCCCAAGUUAUAAGAAAUUUUUAACUAUUAACAAUUUCUUCUUAAUGAUCACUUUUUUCUUAUGUAGAAUUGUUUGGGGUUGGUAUCAAAUUAUCAAGCUAUGUUGGGAUUACUACCAGAUUUAUGAUAUGGAAGGGUUUAAACCAUUCGACACAUUUAUUAUUGUCUUUGGUAAUUUUAUUUUGGACAUAUUAAACUUAGUCUGGUUUUCCAAGAUGGUCAGUGUCGCUAUAGCUGUCUUAAGAAAACCUAAAAAGGAAUGA